ACUGAUCCCAGCUGUGACCUGACUGAGUUCUUACACCCUAAUGGCACAUGUGUUGCCUGCCCUGUAUGUGGGCCUGGAGAACAGCUCUCAGAGGACUGUGGUUUUGGGGAUGCUGGUAAAGGUGUUUGUAUUCCAUGUGAAGAGCGGAGGUUCAGUGCAGAUACAGGUGUAGCUCCUUGCAUUCGAUGCACCCAGUGUAAUCUGCUCAACCGCCCUCUGAAGUCAGCAUGCUCAUCCAUCAGUGACGCCCAGUGUGGUCAGUGCCUCCCAGGGUAUUAUGAACUCAGGAGCAUGACGGGGGAAGCUGAGCUGCUAUGUGUGCCUUGUAACAGUCAUGACACAGCCCAUAAAGAGUGUUUCCAUCUAACAGCUCAAGGAUCCAAAGAUUUCAAAGAACCCAAGGAGCAGAGUGUUAAAGAAGAAACCUUUUCAGUGGUCUUGAUUGGUUCAGCAACAGCUUCCGUUGUCUUUCUGGUUGCUCUGCUGCUUUGGGCUUUCCUUCUGACUGCAGAGAGAUUCAAGCAGAUUCCUGAGCUCUGUCCUGUGCCUGAAGCACUGUUGUCUGUAGGGGACCUUCAAUACGAACCUUUGUGCAGGACUACAGAGACAGAAGCCAGACAAUCAGAGGCCUCUUCAGAGGAGCUUCUUCCAGAUAAAGAUCCCCCCAGAGGCCUUAACUCACUGAGCCAUGAGAAUGAGUUGCCCCCUACUUCUAUUGUGAUUAAUGUCACCACCAAUAUUAAGCCAUCCAGCAAGAAAGAGGAGAACGUCUCACAGCAGGGACAGCAAAGCCGCUGUGAUACCAAGGAGGAGAAAUAUCAGAUGGAACAACAACUUCAGAAAAUUUGGGAGGUGGCUCAAGGUUAUCGCUCACCUCAGAGACUUCCAGGACCUUUUUCAGUACCUGCGCACCUCCACGUACACACUGCUGCCCCAGCUGGCCCAGGCUGCUGCUCUCCUGCCUAAUCCUCAGGUUGUUGCUAGGAUACACAAAGCUGUGGUGAACAAGUGACCACUUAGACCUUAAGGAUGUGUAACCAUGGUACCAACUGUGGAACAGUGGAUGGAUCUAACUACAUUUAUUGUUGGGGUUCAAAGACAUUCAUCUCUCUGUAAUUAAUUGAUUUUGAGCAAAUUAAAAUAAAAACCUGA
Molecule: messenger RNA, 1152 nt
Organism: Notolabrus celidotus (New Zealand spotty)
Lineage: Eukaryota; Metazoa; Chordata; Actinopteri; Labriformes; Labridae
Exons: 8
Coding region: 292-966 (224 amino acids)
Source: RefSeq, a predicted model, not a curated record